AUGCAGCGGCUUCCAAUGAUCGCACUACCCUACUCCAUGUCCGCAGGUUUCCCAGGUGAAAGUUCAACAUCAUCCAAAACACUUGUGCCCUUACGCAAUAUUGAGGCCAUCUUGACAACCAGGACUCACAAUCCGGUAACUGUACCCUUUCCUACCGGCUGGCCAGCAGCAGGCUGCCAACUCUUGCGUGCACCAAGAAAUGCAUAG
Echinococcus granulosus is the source of this 207-nucleotide messenger RNA. RefSeq lists its product as hypothetical. Bases 1 to 207 code for a protein of 68 amino acids. Lineage: Eukaryota; Metazoa; Platyhelminthes; Cestoda; Cyclophyllidea; Taeniidae. The transcript has 2 exons. The record is from RefSeq and is a predicted model, not a curated record.